Ogataea haglerorum is the source of this 930-nucleotide messenger RNA. RefSeq lists its product as uncharacterized. The transcript has a single exon. The coding region runs from base 1 to 930 and encodes 309 amino acids. Lineage: Eukaryota; Fungi; Ascomycota; Pichiomycetes; Pichiales; Pichiaceae. The record is from RefSeq and is a predicted model, not a curated record.
AUGAGCUUCAGCAACGCCUUUGGGGAUUCCUGCGGGGCAAACAACGCGCUCAACAAGUUCACACAACGAGCAAAUGUGGACAACUCGCUCACGAGCCAGCUGAGAGCGAAUAGCGACAGCCAGCGUCUGCUGACUCCGCCCCACCAGACGGUGGAUCAACAACUGGAGUCUGAGUACCGCGCUUUCCAACAACAAACCCCUUCGUUCCAGCCGUCGUUCCAGGCUGCGGUACCGCCUGCCACUAUAGAGCAGAACCAAUGGGUCGACCACUUUCGCGACAUGAACCUCCACGACACGCCAGAGGCCCAGACUUUUCAGCAUGUGCAAAACCAGUCUGUGCACUCCACGCAGUGGCGAUACGAUUUUUCGCAGAGCCAGCAGCAGCAGCAGCAGCGGGAGGCGGCCGAUGCGUACGCCCCGGCCUUCCGAAUGCGCACGGGGCCGCCGCAGGUUGCCACGUCGCUCGCACCGCAGGUCGUCUCUGCUACGACCGUCCAGCAGGACUUUUCAGCCGUGGACGCUGCCUUCGACGAGCUGGAACACGAGUUGCGCGACGAGGCGAUGAACGAGCAGCAGGCCGAGCAGGUCAAGCCGCAGAACGAGGACGAUAAGGUUAAGUUUGCCCAGCUGGCGCGGUCUGUCUUCCUGACGAUGUCGCAGCCACCGGCAGACAUUUCGAAACAAACAAGCGACAAAUUCCAGAAUUCCAACUUUCUCAAGCUUAUGAACAAGAUCUCCACGAGAGAGGUGGAGAUGAGCGAGGACAGAGACAAGUUUGUGGACGCCCAGGGCCGGGAUAUUCGCGACAUGCUUCCGGACCCGUUGAAGGACAUCAAGGAACAAGGACUGGCUGGCAUGGGGCCGUUUGCGUCGGCGCAGCAGGUAUAUUCGCAGAUGGGCGACGAGCUGAGGCCCAGUAUGUGGCAGUGA